GGUUCUCAUCGCUCUCGUCACUCCUCAUCCCUCUCGUCACUUCACAUUGCUCUCGUCACUUCUCAUCGCUCUCGUCACUUCUCAUCGCUCUCGCUCUCAUCGCCUCGCCUUGCCUCCUCGCACGCUGCUCGCUGUUCCCCUCCCUCGCACCAUCGCUGUGUAUCUGCGUUCGCUGCUCUCACACCGCCUCAUUCUCUGCGCGCCGAUCUCAGCGAUCCCAGCGAUCCCAGCGAUAGCAGCGGCGCAUGGCGGGCUCGGCGGAGGGGCGAGUGGUGAUUGUGGGCGACGGCGGCUCCCCCGCCGCGGCUGGCGUGGCGGAGCGUGCGGCGGGCGCGCGGCGGAAUGUGGUGCACCUGGCGCACCCAAAAACAGGCGCUUCGGUGUGCUACGUGCAGCAAGGCGACUCCGAGCUCGAAGCACGCGCAAUGGAGCCGAGGGCGGGCGUGCGGGUGGAGCGGGUGGAGGCGGGGGGGAGCGGGGAGGAGGCGGAAGGGGAGGGCACGGAGGCGAGUCCGCGGCUGCCCAAGGCGGACAGCCACAGCCGGGCGGCGCACGAGGCCGUCGCGCGCAUCCUCGAGGACGCCCCACUGGAGGGCGGCGAAGGGGGCGAAGGUGGCGAGGGAAGCGCGGAACUGGCAGGGGCAGGGGGAACGGGUGCGGUGAGCGAGAUGGCGUGGAGCGACAUGGGGCUGGGGAGGAGCAGCAGAAGCAAGUUCGGACCGGUGGGAUGGCAGGAGUACUUUGACGAGGAGGAAUAUGUGACCAUGACAAAUGGCGAUGUGUUCCACGUGUACAGGGCGGGGCGCACAGGGCCCGUGCUGUUGUGCUUGCAUGGCGGCGGCUACACCGGGCUGUCUUUUGCGGUGGCAGCUGGGCACAUGAAGGGCGAGGUGCAGGUGGUGGCGCUCGACAUGAGGGGGCAUGGAGGCACUCGCACCACCAACGACUCUGACCUCUCCGCUCAGACGCUAGUGGCGGAUGUGGCAGCCAUGGCAAAGAGGCUCUUUGGCGACUCGCCUCCAGCCAUAGUGUUGCUGGGUCACAGCAUGGGCGGGGCCGUGGCGGUACGAGUGGCGGAGCAGCACCUGCUGCCAUCGCUGGCGGGCCUCGUGGUCGUUGACGUCGUUGAGGGCACAGCCCUGGCGUCGCUGGGCCACAUGCACGCUGUGCUGGCGUCACGCCCCUCGCACUUCCCAUCCCUCGAAAAAGCUGUGGAGUGGAGUGUGCGGUCGGGGCAUCUGAGGAGUGUUGACUCUGCCCGAGUCUCUGUGCCAUCCACCCUGGUUCCAGAUGCAGCAGGAAAAGGGUUCACCUGGCGCACUCCCUUGGAGCAGUCUCAGCCGUACUGGAAGGGAUGGUACACGGGCCUGUCUGACCUCUUUCUGCACUGCCCAGUGCCCAAGCUGCUGCUGCUCGCAGGGACCGACCGCCUGGACAAGCCGCUGACCAUUGCUCAGAUGCAGGGGCGCUUCCAGAUGCUCGUUGUCCGCCACUCAGGCCACGCCAUCCAGGAGGACGAGACUCUGGACUUCUCCUCCAGCGUGCUGCACUUCAUAGCGAGGAACCGAAUAACUCAGCGUGGCGUCAUGGUCGGCGGCUUCAUCCAUCAUUGAUGAACUACAACCAUGCUGCACCAUGCUGCUUUAUUCCUAUGCCAUGCUCUCUCCUGCAGUUUUGCAAUACCCUCCACCCACCAAGAUUAUGACAAUCAUGGGUAACCGAGGGUUUAGGAAAAGUGCCAUUCACAUUGAACUAGGUGUCAACUUAUACAUAUGUUGCAAUGUAGACGUUAUAGGCUAGAUAGUUGUAUGUUCUUAGAGGGUACAACCAGAACGCAUACAUCUCCCUUGUUCACACUUGUAUUC
This is a messenger RNA of Closterium sp. NIES-67, 1865 nucleotides long. Lineage: Eukaryota; Viridiplantae; Streptophyta; Zygnematophyceae; Desmidiales; Closteriaceae. The record is from the annotation of a GenBank genome assembly.